UCCGGGAACCCGAUGAGAAAGCCCACCCGGCUCCUUCCCCGCCGCAACAGAAGAACAGGACUCUUCCCCCCCUACCAUUAUAUAUAUCCAUCUCACUCCCUUCUUCCACUCAAAUUCAAAGUCUUCUCCUUCCCAUCUUUGAAUUUCUCUCUCAACACUCUCCCCAUCGAUGGCAUCUCGAGAGGAAUCUUCAACCUUAGAUCUCAUCAGGCAACAUCUCCUUAACGACUUUACCUCCAUGGAGAGCUUCGUCUCCAGUCUCAAUCUCUGUUCCUCUGACAACUCCCAAAACCAAUCCACAGGAAUUUCGGACCUCAAAAAUGGUGGAAUCUUUGAUUACUUGCUACCCAAAGAAGAACCCAUCGCCUGUUCUUCCAACUCUUCCAAUUCUUCCGAUUCUGCCAACCAAACCAAGCCUAGACCUUCCAACUUAAGCCACCGCCGGCCAUCCAUAAACGUUGCAAUACCUCCGACAAGAACAACCUUCGGCGAAAAUUCACAGCCGGGGCCCAUAUUGGCGGCGACUAAAAGUAGCCUGAAUAACGUUUCGGAUGAUUCUGCCGAGAGUAAGCAUUACAGGGGCGUCCGGCGCCGGCCCUGGGGGAAGUUCGCUGCUGAGAUACGCGACCCCAACAGAAAAGGCUCGCGGGUGUGGCUCGGGACCUUCGAUACCGCCAUAGAAGCGGCGAGAGCUUACGACCGAGCUGCGUUCAAGCUGCGUGGCAGCAAAGCCAUUCUGAAUUUUCCUCUGGAGGUUGCUGGGAAUUCCCUGGAGUAUGAUACUCCUGCACUGAGUCAUCUCGGUAGGAAAAGAAGCAGAGAGAUCGAGAGUGAGAAGGAAGAGAGGAAAAUUCAAGCUGUGGAGAGUAAGGUGUUGAAGGUGGAGUCUGCGGAAGCAGUUCAGAUUCAGAAGGUAAAGUCGUCGGAGAUUGCUUUACCGGCGGCUGGUCCGUUGACGCCGUCAAGUUGGACAGGGGUAUGGGAUUGUGAUGUUAAGGGAAUUUUCAGCGUGCCUCCAUUGUCACCGUUAUCUCCAUAUCCUUCAAUGGGGUAUUCUCCGCUUAUGGUUAUAUGAGACCACAGCAUACUCAAUUGGAGAUGGUUGACGGAGUUCACUAAAUUCGGAAACUUUGCCGGAAAUCAUUGGAAAUAUAUAUAUAUAUAGUGUGUACUAAAUGUAAAUACUAGAGAGUAAAGAGGUUGCUUUGGAUAUUGUGAUGUUGAAUUUGUUUAUUCAUUCAUCUCUUUAAUU
This is a messenger RNA of Corylus avellana, 1252 nucleotides long. NCBI's taxonomy places the organism in Eukaryota, Viridiplantae, Streptophyta, Magnoliopsida, Fagales, Betulaceae. The record is from RefSeq and is a predicted model, not a curated record.